This is a messenger RNA of Vespa velutina, 2080 nucleotides long. RefSeq names its product piggyBac transposable element-derived protein 4-like. The record is from RefSeq and is a predicted model, not a curated record. Lineage: Eukaryota; Metazoa; Arthropoda; Insecta; Hymenoptera; Vespidae. Bases 55 to 1881 code for a protein of 608 amino acids. The transcript is spliced from 2 exons.
AAUAGGAUAACAUAAUUUGCUAAGAGGUGGCUCAAUUUCGCGUGCCACCUCUUCAUGCCACAUCUUCGUGCAUCGUGUAAUACUAAUGCAAUGGUCGAUCUGCAGGAAAAUUUUUGCUUCGUUUAUAAUUUGAAUUUUCUGAUAGGAAAGAAUAAUUUACCAAAGAUCAAAAAAUCUGAGCAUCAGAUAUUUACGUACACACGCAAGCAGUGUAAUAAAAGAACAAUUAACGAUAUAUAUUCGAGUGACACAGAGGAUGAAAACAUUGCUAGUAGAACGCAAAGAAAGUGUAGAAGAUUUAUUUCUGAUUCGAGUGAUGGUGAAGAGGAAUGUAGUAAAAUAUACUACGAUGGACUCUCUGAUGUUUGGGUCGAAUUAACUUCGAAAGAUGAGGAAAAUACGACGAUUCCAUUUUCGAUCGGACAAGAAAGAAUUGGCCCACAAAACUGUGAUAAUUGUAUAGAUCCGUUAGACUAUUUUCAAUUAUAUUUCACCAAUGAAUUAAUUGAAAAUAUUGUUGUAAAAACGAACAACUAUGCCCGUUCGAAAAUAGCAAAGAGAGUAUUGUCCGAAAGGUCAAUAUGGAAUACCUGGAAGGAUUUAACUGUAUCCGAAAUGAAAGCUUUUUUAGGGCUUAUAUUGAAUAUGGGAAUUGUUCGUUUAUCUAAUAUACAGGAUUAUUGGUCCAAAGAGGAAGAAUUUCAAGUACCAUUUUUUUCUAAAAUCAUCGAUAAAGGUCGAUUUAUGCAAAUAUUUUGGAUGUUACAUUUAAACGAAGUACACGAACCAAAUGCAAUAUUAGAAACUAGAUUACAAAAAGUGAGCAAAUAUCUUGAAUAUCUCGAUUUGAAAUUCCGAGAACAUUUUAUUCCUAAUAAAUGUAUUUCCAUAGUUGAAUCUGUGGUGAAAUACAAAGGAAGAUUAGGUUCUACUGUUUAUAAUCCUCAAAAACCAACAAAAUGGGGUAUUCGUCUGUAUGUUUUAACGGAUUCAGAAAGUGGUUAUUUGUAUUCUUUUCUUCCAUAUUAUGGAAGUAUAACUACUGAAAAUUUACCAUAUCCUGAACUUCCUGUUACCAAUAGAGCAGUUUUAUAUUUAUAUAAAAAUCUUCAAAAUUCAAUUUCAGAAGCAAGCGGUUAUCACAUAUAUACCGGUAGAUUUUAUUCUAGUGUAAUACUUGCGAAAGAAUUAUUAUCCCAAUCUUGUCAUUUUACUGGUAUAAUAAUGACGAAUGGAAAAUAUGCUCCAAAUUGUCUUAAAGAAAGAAAGUUGAAAAAAGGUGAUAUUGUAGCUUAUAGAAAUGAAAAUGUAUUAUUGUUUCAAUUGAGAGAUAAAAAAAUCGUUAGUAUGAUAAGUACUUGGCACACUGUAGAAAUAGAAACCAAAAAUAAAAUACCACACAUUAUACAGGAUUAUAACAAAAAUAUGAAUGGCGUUAAUUUGGUUAAUGAUUGUGCUUCGGUUUAUUGUUUUAUGAAAAAAACUUUAAAAUGGUGGCGUAGAUUAUUUUUCUGGGGUUUAGAAAUGUCUGUAAUAAAUUCGUAUAUUCUUUAUAAUUAUAGAGAAAGAGAGAGCAAUCCUAUGACGUAUUUAAAAUUUGUUAAAGUUCUUGUAAGAGAAUUAACGAAAGAUUUUUAUUCUAUUUCAACAAAUAUUCCACAUGUAUUGUUAAAUAAUAACCAACGACUAAAUAAUGAGUUACAUGUUAUUCAGUUGAAUCCUUUGCAUAAACAUAAAGAUUGUAAAGUUUGCUCGAAUAGGAAAAUAAAAGGAGGAAGACGAGAAACGAAUUACUAUUGCGAAACUUGUACCGAUCAUCCCGCUCUUCACGUGGGAGAAUGUUUUAAAAGAUAUCACACUUUGCAAGAUUAUAAAAUAUAACUUUCUAUUGAGAUACAUUGUUCUUUAUUUAUAUAAAUAUUUGUUUUCUUCCUUUUCUUUUAUUUUAUUUUAAUAAAACAUAGCUAAGCAAAUUCUUGUCCAUUAAUAGAUGGAUGAAAAUGAAUACUAAAGUUUAAUUUAAGAUGAAGAUGUAUAUAAACAUAUAAAAAUGAUUUGUGCAAUAAAAAACUUAUUUGUA